Molecule: messenger RNA, 1160 nt
Organism: Ectocarpus siliculosus
Lineage: Eukaryota; Phaeophyceae; Ectocarpales; Ectocarpaceae
Source: the annotation of a GenBank genome assembly
GUCUGGUGUGUCCUCUGCUGGUCACGUUCAGAUCCCGUCGCCAGGCGUAGGCAUGAGCUCUUCAGCCCUUGAGAAGUGGGUCGCAUGUCGCCGAGUUAAGGCGGAUGCCUCGAUACGGCUCUUCUGCGCGGCGUGGGCCGGUGGCAGCGCGAGCUCGUUCAACAAGUGGACCUCCAAGCUGCCGGAGGCGGUGGAACUACACGCGCUUGAGCUCCCCGGGAGAAUGAGGCGAUCCAAGGAGGAUAGUCUGACGUCCGUCUCUGCCAUCGUGGAAGGGGUUGCUCAGGCCCUGGUGACGAUGGGGCUGCUCGACAAGCCAUUCGCCCUGUUCGGGCACAGCUUCGGGUCUCUCGUGAUGUUCGAGCUUGCCCGAAAGCUUAAGGAAGACGCCGGGAAAAUCCCGGUGUACCUCAUCGUGUCCGGGUGCUGCCCGCCAGAUAUGUGCGUCGGCGGUGGGAGUUCGCCCCCGAUAAGCCAGCUUCCCCGUGACGCAUUGGUAGACCACCUUAUCGGCCUCGGAGGCAUGCCCGAGGAGUUAAGGGACCAGACGGAGCUUGUGGACUACUUUCUUCCCCCGAUUCGGGCGGACUACACCGCUUACGAGGGCUACAGGUACGAACUUCGCCCGGGGGACGACUCUCGGCCAAUCACGUGCCCAAUCAUCUGCCUCGGCGGGGAGGAAGACGGCAGGGCCCCGAGGAGCGACUUGGAGCGCUGGUCAAGCCUCACGGCAGCGGAAUUCCGCUUGCAGAUGUUCGGGGGGGGGCACUUCUUCUUGCAGGGGGAAGGAGAGCAAGCGGUGUUGACGUUCUUGGGUGAUAUUUUGACUGAAAAACUGAGGUGAAGGGUGGUUUCAAAGAGGAACAGACCUCCACGAAUUUGUGUGGUACUCUUUCGCGAACAUAUUGUGGGGGGGUUGCCGUUCGCUGUUUUGUGCUGUUGCACUGAGUUGCUCUUUGUGCGCGUGACCAAAAGGUUGUUUCCGAGUGAUUCGUUUUGAGGAGGGGUUUUCCAAUUGACCGCUGUUGGUUUUGUCGAGUCAAGCAGCCUAGUCACGCCCCCCGAGUGUAUGCACGUGCAUGCGCUCUCGUCAUGUUGAGAUCGUAUGAACCUUAACAUCUUGUGUUGAGAGCACACGACCAAUUGCAGACGACCACCGG